GCCGCGCGAAGCCGGCAGGAGCACGCGGGAGCGCGGCCCCGCAGUGGCCCGGCCCGAGAGAGCAGCGCGCAGGAGCCGGAGCGGCGCCACGGCCCCCACCCCAACGCGGACCUCGCCCAGAACUCGGACCCCGGCCUCGACGCGUGAUCUCGCACGCCCUGGCCGCCGGGCCGCGGGCAUGGACGGCGUCCGCUCGCCCUAGAUGGACGGCGAUGGCGGCCGCCGAGACGCCCCCGGCACGCUGAUGGAGCCCGGGCGCGGCGCGGGGCCCGCGGGCAUGGCGGAGCCUCGGGCGAAGGCGGCGCGGCCAGGGCCCCAGCGCUUCCUGCGGCGCAGCGUGGUAGAGUCGGACCAGGAGGAGCCGCCGGGCUUGGAAGCAGCGGAGGCUCCGGGCCCACAGCCCCCGCAGCCCCUGCAGCGCCGGGUGCUUCUGCUCUGCAAGACGCGCCGCCUCAUCGCGGAGCGCGCCCGCGGACGCCCCGCCGCCCCCGCGCCCGCAGCGCCGGUAGCGCAGCCGGGAGACCCCGGAGCCCCAGCGGACGCCGGCCCUGAGCCCGUGGGCGCGCAGGAGCCCGGCCCGGACCCCAUCGCAGCCGCUGUCGAAACCGCGCCUGCCCCCGACGGCGGCCCCAGGGAGGAGGCGGCGGCGACCGUGAGGAAGGAGGAUGAGGGGGCGGCCGAGGCGAAGCCUGAGCCCGGGCGCACACGCCGGGAUGAGCCCGAAGAGGAGGAGGACGACGAGGACGACCUCAAGGCCGUGGCCACCUCUCUGGACGGCCGCUUCCUCAAGUUCGACAUCGAGCUGGGCCGCGGUUCCUUCAAGACCGUCUACAAGGGGCUGGACACGGAGACCUGGGUGGAGGUGGCCUGGUGUGAGCUGCAGGACCGGAAGCUCACCAAGCUGGAGCGGCAGCGGUUCAAGGAAGAGGCUGAGAUGCUGAAAGGCCUGCAGCACCCCAACAUCGUGCGCUUCUACGACUUCUGGGAGUCUAGCGCCAAGGGCAAGCGGUGCAUUGUGCUGGUGACCGAGCUGAUGACCUCAGGGACGCUGAAGACGUACCUGAAGCGGUUCAAGGUGAUGAAGCCCAAGGUUCUCCGCAGCUGGUGCCGGCAGAUCCUGAAGGGCCUGCUGUUCCUGCACACAAGGACGCCGCCCAUCAUCCACCGAGACCUGAAAUGUGACAAUAUUUUUAUCACCGGACCGACUGGGUCUGUGAAGAUUGGCGACUUGGGCCUGGCCACUCUCAAAAGAGCAUCAUUUGCCAAAAGUGUGAUAGGUACUCCCGAGUUCAUGGCGCCCGAGAUGUACGAGGAGCACUACGAUGAGUCCGUGGACGUCUAUGCCUUUGGGAUGUGCAUGCUGGAGAUGGCCACCUCAGAGUACCCCUACUCGGAGUGCCAGAACGCGGCCCAGAUCUACCGCAAGGUCACCUGUGGUAUCAAGCCGGCCAGCUUUGAGAAAGUGCACGAUCCCGAAAUCAAGGAGAUUAUUGGGGAGUGUAUCUGCAAAAACAAGGAGGAAAGGUACGAGAUCAAAGACCUGCUGAGCCACGCCUUCUUCGCAGAGGACACGGGCGUGAGGGUUGAGCUCGCGGAGGAGGACCACGGCAGGAAGUCCACCAUUGCCCUGAGGCUCUGGGUGGAAGACCCCAAGAAACUGAAGGGAAAGCCCAAGGACAAUGGAGCCAUAGAGUUCACCUUCGACCUGGAGAAGGAGACGCCAGAUGAAGUGGCCCAAGAGAUGAUAGAGUCUGGAUUCUUCCAUGAGAGUGACGUCAAGAUCGUGGCCAAGUCCAUCCGUGACCGCGUGGCUUUGAUCCAGUGGCGGCGGGAGAGGAUCUGGCCCGCGCUGCAGCCCAAGGAGCAGCAGGAUGUGGGCAGCCCGGACAAGGCCAGGGGUCCGCCGGUGCCCCUGCAGGUCCAGGUGACCUACCAUGCACAGGCUGGGCAGCCUGGGCCACCAGAGCCUGAGGAGCCGGAGGCUGACCAGCACCUCCUGCCACCUACGUUGCCGACCAGCGCCACCUCCCUGGCCUCGGACAGCACCUUCGACAGCGGCCAGGGCUCUACCGUGUACUCGGACUCGCAGAGCAGCCAGCAGAGCGUGGUGCUUGGCUCCCUUGCCGACGCAGCGCCGCCCCCGGCCCAGUGUGUGUGCAGCCCCCCUGUGAGCGAGGGGCCCGUCCUGCCACAGAGCCUGCCCUCACUGGGGGCCUACCAGCAGCCCACGGCUGCACCUGGCCUGCCAGUGGGCUCCGUCCCGGCCCCUGCCUGCCCUCCGCCCCUCCAGCAGCACUUCCCGGAUCCAGCCAUGAGCUUCGCCCCCGUGCUGCCGCCGCCCAGCACCCCCGUGCCCACGGGCCCAGGCCAGCCAGCGCCCCCCGGCCAGCAGCCUCCUCCGCUGGCCCAGACGACACCCCUGCCGCAGGUCCUGGCCCCACAGCCCGUGGGCCCCCUCCAGCCGGUUCCCCCCCACCUGCCACCAUACUUGGCUCCAGCCUCCCAAGUGGGGGCCCCUGCUCAGCUGAAGCCCCUCCAGAUGCCACAGGCGCCCCUGCAGCCGCUUGCUCAAGUCCCUCCGCAGAUGCCCCCGAUUCCUGUUGUGCCCCCCAUCACGCCCCUGGCGGGAAUCGAUGGCCUCCCUCCAGCCCUCCCAGACCUGCCGACUGCAACCGUGCCUCCCGUGCCACCGCCUCAGUAUUUCUCUCCAGCCGUGAUCUUGCCGAGCCUCGCUGCCCCACUCCCCGCUGCGUCCCCAGCCUUGCCUCUGCAGGCUGUGAAGCUGCCCCACCCCCCUGGGGCGCCCCUGGCCAUGCCCUGCCGGACCAUUGUGCCAAAUGCACCAGCCACCAUCCCCCUGCUGGCCGUAGCCCCACCGGGCGUGGCUGCCCUGUCCAUUCAUUCUGCCGUGGCCCAGCUCCCGGCCCAACCUGUGUACCCAGCGGCCUUCCCACAGAUGGCGCCUACCGACGUCCCUCCUUCCCCCCAUCACACGGUGCAGAAUAUGAGGGCCACCCCUCCACAGCUGGCACUGCCUCCGCAACCCACACUGCCCCCACAACCCACGCUGCCCCCACAACCCACACUGCCCCCGCAACCCAUGCUGCCCCCACAACCCGUGCUGCCCCCGCAGCCGGCACUGCCUGUGCGCCCUGAGCCCCUCCAGCCCCACCUUCCUGAACAAGCUGCUCCAGCUGCUGCACCAGGGAGCCAGAUUCUGCUUGGCCACCCAGCUCCCUAUGCUGUGGACAUCGCCGCUCAGGUCCCCACCGUGCCUGUGCCACCGGCUGCGGUCCUCUCCCCACCUCUGCCGGAAGUGCUGCUGCCCGCCGCCCCUGAGCUCCUGCCUCAGUUCCCCAGCUCCCUGGCCACAUUGUCCGCCUCUGCGCAGAGUGUGCCCACCCAGACCGCCACACUUCUGCCAUCAGCAAACCCGCCACUACCUGGCGGGCCCGGGAUCGCCAGCCCUUGCCCAGCUGUCCAGCUGACGGUAGAACCAGUCCAAGAGGAGCAGGCCUCACAGGACAAGCUGCCCGGCCUCCCGCAGAGCUGUGAGAGCUAUGGAGGUUCUGAUGUCACUUCUGGAAAAGAGCUGAGUGACAGCUGUGAAGGCGCCUUUGGAGGGGGCAGGCUGGAGGGCAGGGCAGCCCGGAAACACCACCGCAGGUCCACGCGUGCACGCUCCCGGCAAGAGAGGGCCAGCCGGCCCCGGCUUACCAUCUUGAAUGUGUGCAACACUGGGGACAAGAUGGUGGAGUGCCAGCUGGAGACGCACAACCACAAGAUGGUGACCUUCAAGUUCGACUUGGAUGGGGACGCACCCGAUGAAAUUGCCACGUAUAUGGUGGAGCACGACUUUAUCCUGCAAGCUGAGCGGGAGACGUUCAUCGAGCAGAUGAAGGAUGUCAUGGACAAGGCAGAGGACAUGCUCAGCGAGGACACGGACGCCGACCGUGGCUCCGACCCAGGGACCAGCCCGCCACACCUCAGCACCUGCGGCCUGGGCACCGGGGAGGAGAGCCGACAGUCCCAAGCCAACGCCCCUGUGUAUCAGCAGAACGUCCUGCACACCGGGAAGAGGUGGUUCAUCAUCUGUCCGGUGGCUGAGCACCCCGCCCCCGAGGCCCCUGAAUCUUCGCCCCCACUUCCUCUAAGCUCCCUGCCGCCAGAAGCCAGCCAAGGUCCAUGCAGGGGACUCACCGUGCCCUGUCUACCAUGGCACAGAGCAGCCUGUGGGGCUGUGUUCCUAUCCCUGUUUUCUGCCGAAUCAGCUCAGUCAAAGCAGCCUCCAGAUCCAGCGCCCUAUAAAGACCAGCUGUCCUCGAAGGAACAACCUGGCUUUCUAGCCGGUCAGCAGCUCCUGAGCCAGGCGGGCCCCAGCAACCCUCCUGGGGGGCCCCCAGCCCCUUUGGCCCCCUCCUCCCCUCCUGUGACUGCUCUGCCCCAAGAUGGAGCAGCUCCAGCCACCAGCACCAUGCCAGAGCCAGCGUCAGGAACUGCCAUCCAGGCAGGGGGUCCAGGGACCCCUCAGGGGCCAACCAGUGAGCUCGAGACCUCUCAGCCACUAGCGGAGACUCAUGAGGCCCCGCUUGCUGUGCAGCCCCUUGUGGUGGGCCUAGCACCUUGCACUCCAGCUCCAGAGGCCGCCUCAACCAGGGACGUCAGUGCCCCAAGGGAGCCCCUGCCAGCUCCUGCGCCUGAGCCCAGCCCCCACAGCGGGGCCCCACAGCCCGCCUUGGGUCAGCCUGCUCCCCUGCUUCCUGCCACAGUGGGGGCCAUCAGCCUGGCCACCUCCCAGCUCCCAAGCCCACCCCUGGGGCCCACCAUCCCCCCACAGCUACCCUCGGCCCUGGAGUCGGAUGGGGAAGGGCCGCCCCCCAGGGUGGGCUUUGUGGACAGCACCAUCAAGAGCCUGGACGAGAAGCUGCGGACUCUGCUCUACCAGGAGCACGUGCCCACCUCCUCAGCCUCAGCCGGGACCCCUGUGGAGGUGGGCGACAGAGACUUCACCCUGGAGCCCCUGAGAGGGGAUCAGCCCCGCUCAGAGGUCUGUGGGGGGGACCUGGCCCUGCCCCCAGCGCCUAAGGAGGCAGUCGCAGGGCGCGCCCAGCUGCCCCAGCCCUUGGUGGAGAAGUCAGAACUGGCCCACACUCGAGGGGCCGUGAUGGAGCAGGGCACGUCUUCAUCAAUGCCAGCAGAGUCGUCUCCCAGGAGUAUGCUGGGCUAUGACAGAGAUGGAGGGCAGGUGGCCUCAGACCCCCGUAUGGUCCCCAGCGCCCCCCAGGAUGCACCUGCUUUUGUGAGACCUGCACGUGUGGAGUCCACAGACAGGGAUGGUGGAGUCGCUGGAGAAAGCUCAGCAGAGCCUCCGCCGAGUGGCAUGGGCAUUUCCACAGUCGGGGGCCAGGCCAGCCACCCCCAGACACUUGGCGCUCGAGCUUUGGGGUCCCCUCGGAAACAUCCAGAGCAGCAGGAUGUCAGCUCACCAGCCAAGACUGUGGGCCGUUUCUCAGUAGUCAGCACUCAGGACGAGUGGACCCUGGCCUCCCCCCACAGCCUGAGAUACUCCGCCCCACCCGACGUCUACCUGGAUGAGGCCCCCUCCAGCCCCGACAUGAAGCUGGCAGUGCGGCGGGCGCAGACGGCCUCCUCCAUCGAGGUCGGCGUGGGCGAGCCCGUGUCCAGUGACUCCGGGGACGAGGGCCCUCGGGCGAGACCCCCGGUGCAGAAGCAGGCGUCCGUGCCCGGGAGUGGCAGCGUGGCUGGCGACUUUGUGAAGAAGGCCACCGCCUUCCUGCAGAGGCCUUCUCGGGCCGGCUCGCUGGGCCCUGAGACGCCCAGCAGGGCUGGUAUGAAGGUCCCCACCAUCAGUGUGACCUCCUUCCAUUCCCAGUCGUCCUAUAUUAGCAGCGACAAUGACUCGGAGCUCGAGGAUGCUGACAUAAAGAAGGAGCUGCAGAGUCUGCGGGAGAAGCACCUGAAGGAGAUCUCGGAGUUGCAGAGCCAGCAGAAGCAGGAGAUCGAGGCUCUGUACCGCCGCCUGGGCAAGCCACUGCCCCCCAACGUGGGCUUCUUCCACACGGCACCCCCCACUGGCCGCCGGAGAAAAGCCAGCAAGAGCAAGCUGAAGGCGGGCAAGCUGCUGAACCCCCUGGUGCGGCAGCUCAAGGUCGUGGCCUCCAGCACAGGUCACUUGGCUGACUCCAGCAGAGGCCCUCCCGCUAAGGACCCUGCCCAAGCCAGUGCGGGGCUCACUGCAGACAGCACGGGCCUGAGCGGGAAGGCAGUGCAGACCCAGCAGCCCUGCUCCGUCCGGGCCUCCCUGUCUUCGGACAUCUGCUCCGGCUUAGCCAGUGAUGGAGGCGGAGCGCGUGGCCAAGGCUGGACGGUUUACCACCCAACGUCUGAGAGAGUGACCUAUAAGUCUAGUAGCAAACCUCGUGCUCGAUUCCUCAGUGGACCCGUAUCUGUGUCCAUCUGGUCUGCCCUGAAGCGUCUCUGCCUAGGCAAAGAACACAGCAGUAGGUCCUCCACCAGCAGCCUGGCCCCAGGUCCUGAGCCAGGCCCCCAGCCCGCCCUGCACGUCCAGGCGCAGGUGAACAACAGCAACAACAAGAAGGGCACCUUCACGGACGACCUGCACAAGCUGGUGGACGAAUGGACAAGCAAGACGGUGGGGGCCGCACAGCUGAAGCCCACGCUCAACCAGCUGAAGCAGACCCAGAAGCUGCAAGACAUGGAGGCCCAGGCAGGCUGGGCUGCCCCUGGCGAGGCGCGGGCUAUGACCGCACCUCGAGCAGGAGUGGGGAUGCCACGUCUGCCCCCAGCGCCCGGCCCUCUGUCCACCACGGUCAUUCCCGGAGCCGCCCCGGUCCUGUCCAUGCCCACACCAGAUGGCGCCCUUGGAACCGCCCGGAGAAACCAGGUGUGGUUUGGCCUCCGAGUCCCCCCCACCGCCUGCUGUGGGCACAGCACUCAGCCACGAGGGGGACAGCGGGUGGGCAGCAAGACUGCUUCCUUUGCGGCUUCAGACCCUGUUCGCUCCUAGGUUCCUGUGGUCCACGCGCCGUCUCCACACCCACUUCCUAUACUUGAGUUGAUGGUUAGAAACUUGUCGUCACCCUGCAGAAGUACAGUGCCUUGAAUGCCAGCUUUUCCAUUCCCUGAUGAAAAGAUAUGUUAAAAAAAAUUAUCGGAAAAGGUUUCAUUUGCAAUUGGCUUGUGCAUUGAUAAUCUUUAUUUACUGUUUUAAGUUGCAGAGAUGUGAAUGGUUUACAAAUCUGAAGCUGAAGUUCAAUCUUUGGUUUUCUGUUGUAAAUGCCUUUAAAAACAUUGAAUUAGCUACCUUAAGUAUUGAAGAGCUUCCAGUGCUAGGUCAGCCCUGCUUUGUCCUCAGUAGAGUGCCGGUUCCCUGGGCUCACCUAGGGGCUGAGAGACGGCGGGACGCUGGGGCAGGGCACACUGGCGGAGCUGCUUGCUCAGUAGGGAAUGUCAGUUGUUGCGCUGGGCCAUGAGAAAUCUGCCAGAAAACAUGAGGUGAGCAAACAUGCCCUCGGCGCCAGUGGGCUGCUGUGAGUGAGGGUAAGGUGUGUGUUGGGCUCUAGCUGCCCACCCACCCUGUGGAGACAAGCGCAGCUCCUUCAGCUGGAGAGGCUGCCCACUCUCCUGCCCACUUCCCUCCCUUCUCCAUGAUUUCCAUGGAGGCCUGUGGCUCUGCUCACCCCUGGCACGCAAACUGCUCUCCCGUCCAUCCCUAAGCCUGCUCUGCGGAGGGCAGGGUCAUUCUUCUCCUGGAGAUUUCAGUGGGACUCGUCCCCAGCGGGCACAACACAGCCCUUGGUGGGAGGGGAAGGCCCCAGCCUCCUCCACCUCCCGCUGGAAAGCAGACUGCUUGGGACUGCCCAGCUGUGAAUUGUAUAGUUUCUGUACUUAAUAGAACUGGGUAAAUUAUUUUGGUUCAAAUCUAUUCCAUCAAUUCAGUUAGAAUUGAAUUUUCUAGGUGAUUAUGCAGAAUCUUCUGCCAGGGCACGAUGCUGUCGUAAGAGAUUUCUGUUCUCUGUACCGGGCCCCCUUGCCCUGUUCCUUGAGUGAAGUGGGGGCUGCCCUCACCUGUCCCCCUUGCCUGUGAGUCCCUUCCUCGUACAUGGUGGUCAGUGGCACGGAAUCCCCAAGAGAUUGUAUAUCUGAAGGAGAAAAAUAAACACUUUUGCUCGAAAA
Symphalangus syndactylus (siamang) is the source of this 8217-nucleotide messenger RNA. It is a transcript of the gene WNK2, whose product is annotated as WNK lysine deficient protein kinase 2. Gene Ontology annotation, molecular function: protein serine/threonine kinase activity; ATP binding. NCBI's taxonomy places the organism in Eukaryota, Metazoa, Chordata, Mammalia, Primates, Hylobatidae. Gene Ontology annotation, biological process: protein phosphorylation. The record is from RefSeq and is a predicted model, not a curated record.